AACUCGGACCGUGUGAGUGAUUGCCGUAAGGUGUAGUCGCGCGCGUGUUAGAGUUUCCCUUGUGUGUACAACCUUUUGCACGUUGUCGUGCGUCGUGCGUGAAUGUGAAACCACAGACACACACUCACGCGCAGCGAAAUAAAAAAAAGAAAUUAAACAACAACAAGUAAUACAAAAUAACUAGUGAAUUUUUGUGUGUAAAAGUGGUGCAAUACUUAAGGCUUUCUAAUAUAAAGGCAGUCGCAGUUCAUUCGUUAAUCUCUUUAGUGGUUGUGUGAGUGUGUGUGUGUUACUUAUAUUGUGCAAAAGAUAAAAAAGGUGUAUAAUAUAUAGCUGUUAUUUAAAAAUUGUGCCACAGCAGCGUCAUUGUGCCGCAUUGUUAUACUAAUCUUGCCAGUGUAUCGUGCUUCUACUUGGAAGAAAAGCAAGCUCCCCGUUCUCUACACUCUACACUCGUUAAAACGUUGCAGUUACGCAUAGGCGGCUAGUGAGCAAAGUUACAAUUCCGAUUUUACCCUUAACACACCCCCCUUCCCACCCUAUACAUUCCUUCCCAGGCGGUGUGAUACAGUGGGCCGAAGAAGAUGGCCCAAUUUGUGACACACAUCCAGCCGACGCUGAUCGAAGCGUCCCAGGGGCAUGUGCCGCACCAUCACGGGCACCAGGUAGGGGUGCCGCACACGUCCCAUCUGCCGCACAGUGGGCACAACAUGCCGUCGCCCCCGACCCACCACGGCCACAGCCACGGGCAUGUGCACGGCCAUCACCAUCAUGGGCAGGGCGGGUCGCUCGUCCACAGCGCCAGCCGGGACAUGUCGAAUGCGAAGGGUUCGGGCGGCCACAAGGCACCGACGCAUCUGCCCCUGUCGCCCAAAGCGGACGACCAGCACCAUCAUCAGCCGCACUAUCAGCACGUGGAGGGAUACUAUCAGCACGCACCGAUGCAUUACUACCAGCAGCAGCAGCACCAUCACGGGCAUAGUCAUGGACAUCAUCAUUCCGGCUCUGAUGGAAACACAUCGUUCUUGCGCGCUGCAAGAGCAGGCAACCUGGAGAAAGUGUUGGAACACUUAAAAAAUAAUAUUGACAUUAAUACUUGCAAUGCGAAUGGCUUGAACGCGCUGCAUCUUGCGUCGAAGGAUGGGCACGUUGCCGUGGUGACGGAACUGUUGGCCCGCGGGGCCACGGUCGAUGCCGCCACGAAGAAGGGCAAUACCGCGCUGCACAUCGCUUCGCUCGCCGGCCAGGAGGACGUGGUGAAGCUGCUGAUCAAGCACAACGCUUCGGUGAACGUGCAGUCGCAGAAUGGCUUCACGCCGCUGUACAUGGCAGCGCAGGAAAACCACGACUCGGUCGUCCGGCUGCUCCUGUCGAACGGUGCCAACCAGAGCCUGGCAACCGAGGACGGCUUCACGCCGCUGGCCGUCGCCAUGCAGCAGGGGCACGAUAAGGUGGUGGCCGUGCUGCUGGAAAGCGACACCAGGGGCAAGGUGCGCCUGCCCGCGCUGCACAUUGCCGCGAAGAAGGACGACGUGAAGGCGGCAACAUUGCUACUAGAGAAUGAUCAUAACCCUGACGUAACGUCCAAGUCAGGCUUUACGCCACUGCACAUCGCGUCGCACUACGGCAACGAGGCGAUGGCCAAUCUGCUCAUCCAGAAGGGGGCGGAUGUGAACUACGCCGCCAAGCAUAACAUUAGCCCGCUGCACGUCGCCGCCAAGUGGGGCAAAACUAACAUGGUCGCGCUGCUGCUCGAGAAGGGCGCCAGCAUCGAGAGCAAGACGCGCGACGGCCUGACGCCGCUGCACUGUGCCGCCCGGUCCGGGCACGAGCAGGUGGUCGACAUGCUGCUCGAGCGGGGCGCCCCGAUCAGCUCGAAGACGAAGAACGGCCUGGCGCCGCUGCACAUGGCCGCCCAGGGGGAGCACGUGGACGCGGCCCGCAUCCUGCUGUACCACCGGGCGCCCGUCGACGAGGUGACGGUCGACUAUCUGACCGCCCUGCACGUCGCCGCCCACUGCGGGCACGUGCGCGUGGCCAAGCUGCUGCUCGACCGGAACGCGGACGCGAACGCGCGCGCCCUGAACGGGUUCACGCCGCUCCACAUUGCCUGCAAGAAGAACCGCAUCAAGGUGGUGGAGCUGCUGCUGAAGCACGGCGCCAGCAUUAGCGCCACGACCGAGAGCGGGCUGACGCCGCUGCACGUCGCCUCGUUCAUGGGCUGCAUGAACAUCGUCAUCUAUCUGCUGCAGCACGACGCCAGCCCGGACGUGCCGACAGUGCGCGGCGAAACGCCGUUGCAUCUUGCGGCCAGAGCCAAUCAGACCGACAUUAUUCGCAUUUUGCUGCGCAACGGUGCGCAGGUGGAUGCGCGCGCCCGCGAACAGCAAACGCCGCUGCACAUUGCGUCGCGCCUCGGCAACGUCGACAUCGUGAUGCUGCUGCUCCAGCACGGUGCCCAGGUCGAUGCGGUCACCAAGGACAUGUAUACGGCACUGCACAUCGCGGCAAAGGAGGGCCAGGAUGAGGUUGCCGCCGUUUUGCUGAACAACGGGGCCCAGAUCGAUGCGACCACCAAGAAGGGCUUCACGCCGCUGCACCUGACCGCCAAGUACGGCCACAUGAAGGUGGCCGAGCUGCUGCUAGAGAAGAGCGCACCGGUGGAUGCGCAGGGCAAGAACGGCGUCACGCCGCUGCACGUCGCCAGCCACUACGACCACCAGAACGUGGCCAUGCUGCUGCUGGAGAAGGGGGCGAGCCCGCACGCCACCGCCAAGAACGGGCACACGCCGCUGCACAUUGCGGCGCGCAAGAACCAGAUCGACAUCGCCAACACGCUGCUGAAGUACGAGGCGCAGGCGAAUGCGGAGAGCAAGGCCGGCUUCACGCCGCUGCACCUGAGCGCCCAGGAGGGCCACACCGAGAUGUCCGGGCUGCUGCUGGAGAGCAAGGCCAACCCGGACCACCAGGCGCGCAACGGGCUGACGCCGAUGCAUCUGUGCGCGCAGGAGGACCGGGUCAGCGUGGCCCAGGUGCUGGUCAAGCACGGGGCGAACCUGCAGGCCGCCACCAAGGCGGGCUACACGCCGCUGCACGUCGCGUCCCACUUCGGGCAGGCGAACAUGGUGCGCUACCUGAUCGAGCAGCAGGUCGAUGUCAACGCUUCCACCGGCAUCGGCUACACGCCACUGCAUCAAGCUUCGCAGCAAGGACACUGCCACAUUGUUAACAUUUUGCUGGAGAGCAACGCUGACCCUAACGCUAUUACAAAUAAUGGACAAACAUCGCUGAAGAUUGCACAAAAGCUGGGCUACAUUAGUGUGCUCGAUUCGCUGAAAUCGGUGACGGACGCGAAGGCCACGCCCGAUCAGCCGCCAUCGGAGGAGAAGUAUCGCGUCGUCGCGCCGGAAGCGAUGCACGAAACAUUUAUGUCCGAUUCCGAAGAGGAAGGAGGUGAAGAUACAGUGCUGUCUGAUCAACCGUACCGCUACCUGACGGUCGAUGAGAUGAAGUCCCUCGGGGACGACUCGCUGCCGAUCGAUGUGACGCGCGACGAGCGAAUGGACUCUAACAAGAUGGUUCAGAGUACCGAUUCGCACCAGUUCCCGCCCACGGCGCUGGAGGAUUCGAUCAGCCCGCAGCACGCGUCGAUGGUACAGUCCGGCAUCUCGGCGACCGAUUUCACCGACAACAUCAACAUUGAGCGCCAUUCGCACGUAGGCAAGCUUCACUGGAAGAACUUCCUGGUUUCCUUCCUGGUCGAUGCGCGCGGCGGUGCCAUGCGGGGCUGCCGCCACAGUGGCGUGCGCAUCAUCGUACCGGCCCGGUCGGCCGCACAGCCCACGCGCAUCACGUGCCGCUACGUGAAGCCACAGCGCACCAUGCAUCCGCCGCCGCUGAUGGAGGGCGAGGCGCUGGCGAGCCGCGUGCUCGAGCUCGGCCCGGUCGGGGCGAAGUUCUUGGGCCCGGUCAUCAUGGAGGUGCCCCACUUCGCCUCGCUGCGCGGCAAGGAGCGCGAAAUCGUUAUCCUGCGCUCCGACAAUGGGGAGACUUGGCGCGAGCACAACAUCGACAUGUCGGACGAGAUCAUCCACGACGUGCUGAACGAAUGCUUCGAACCCGAAGAGCUGGCCCAGCUGGACGAGCUCGGCGGUGGACGCAUCUGUCGCUUCGUGACGUACGACUUCCCGCAGUACUUCGCGGUGAUUUCGCGCAUCCGCCAGGAGGUGCACGCGAUCGGACCGGAGGGCGGCAUGGUGUCGAGCACGGUGGUGCCGCAGGUGCAGGCCGUUUUCCCGCAGGGCGCGCUGACGAAGAAGAUCAAAGUUGGGCUACAGGCUCAACCGAUCGAUCCGGACCUGACGGCGAAGCUGCUGGGCCGCGGGGUGGCCGUCUCGCCGGUCGUAACGGUGGAACCGAGGCGCCGUAAAUUCCACAAGGCAAUCACGCUGAGUAUGCCGGCACCGAGGGCCCACAGCCAGGGGAUGAUCAAUCAAUACUCUGGCAGCGCGCCCACCCUACGACUGUUGUGCUCCAUCACCGGUGUGUUUCGGAAAAGAUCUCUGAAAGGUGGUACGACCCGGGCCCAAUGGGAGGAUGUAACUGGAUCGACGCCGCUCACGUUCGUGAACGAUUGCGUAUCGUUCACGACCACCGUAUCGGCACGGUUCUGGCUGAUGGACUGUCGCAACAUAGCCGAUGCAACCAAGAUGGCAACCGAGCUGUACAAAGAAGCCAUACACGUACCGUUUAUGGCCAAGUUUGUCGUGUUCGCGAAGCGUACCGAUCCGCUAGAGGCGCGUCUCCGCGUCUUCUGCAUGACAGACGAUCGUGAGGACAAGACGCUCGAGCACCAGGAACAUUUUACCGAGGUGGCCAAGAGCCGCGACGUGGAGGUGCUGGAGGACAAGCCGCAGUACAUCGAGCUGGCCGGCAACCUCGUGCCGGUGACCAAGUCGGGCGAGCAGCUCGCCCUCCCGUUCAAGGCGUUCCGCGAGAACCGGCUGCCGUUCGCCGUGCGCGUCAAGGACCAGCACGCGGACAUCGUCGGCCGGACGCUGUUUAUGCGCGAGCCCAAGAUUGCCAAGGGUGAGCCGCCGCAGCAGCCGAUCUGCAUACUGAACAUCGUGCUGCCGGAAACGAUCAUACCGGAGCAGACGACCACGAUAACGGACUCGCACGAAAUUAUGCUACGCGUCGGGCGGGUGCGUGCUGUCGUACCACCGCGCCAGCUCGUCGACGACCAGAACUAUCUGGGCGAGUUGCGCAUCGUCGACAUUUCCAACCUGCUCGGCGAGGACUGGAUCCGGCUCGCGCCAGAAAUCGGCGUGAGCGAGACGGACGUGGAGAAUAUUGUCGCGCAGAUACCGGCCAGCACGGCCCAGCAGGCGCAGGCCAUGCUGAAGCAGUUCCAGUCGAAACCGAACAAUGACUUUAACAUACUCGAGAACGGGCUGCGCACCAUCCACCGGGACGAUAUCGUGGAGCGGUGCAUACGCAGUGCGACCACCACCGGCACCACCACCACCGUUACGAUGCGCAACAAGACCUCCUUCUCGAUCGGCAAGCGCAGUGUCGAGGCGGUGGAGCUGCUCUCCGAAACGGAUUCCAUUGCAAAGAUGGCACAAAAAGAAGAUCGCCUCUCGAAACAGGAAUCUACGAAGUAUUCGGCAGAGGAGAAAACCGUCGAAGAGUCGGAAGAAUCGGAGGAGGAGAUGGUGAAGAAAACGGUGGCGGAGCGGCGGAAGCAGAUCGAGAAGCGCCUGUCAGCGGACCGUUCCAUACCGGCCUCGACGCAGAAGCGCGAGAUCGUGGAGGAGAUCAUCACCAUCAAGCGGCAGAGCGUUAUCGACGAUACGCGCGCCAAGCACGAGGAAGAGAUACUGCUCCAGAAACCAAUCGACAACACGUACAAGUCGUCCACCAUGCCCGAGCCGGUGGUGAAGCUAAAAACGACCGUCGUCAAGGAUGGACCGGGCGUGCGGAAGGACGAGUUCGAACAGGAGCUGCAGGACAAGUUUAAGGUGACGCUGAAGAACGUGGAAGAGUUCGAGCACCGGUCGGAGGUGCUGGAGCAGCUGGCCACGGAAGCAACCUCGGUCUCCGCAUCGUCGCCGCGCGUCGUCGAGGAGAUCAAGAAGAAGGUGGAGGAGCGUGUCCCAGCCGCGCUGGACGAGCCGACGGAGCCAGCGGAGCAGCAGCCGGUUGAGAGUGCCGUGCCGCCGGUGCCGAAAGAGCGUGCCCCGGUGCCGGCAAAGCGCACCAGUCUCACCAAGGAACCGGAAGAGUUCCAGGGCGUCGUGGAGGAAUCGAUCAAGGACGUGAAGCAACGCAUCAGCUCGUUCGAGACGAAGUCCAAGACGGAAUCGCUCGUGGACAGCAAGCAGUCGUCGGUGGACACGACCAGCGGGCGUGACUCGUGGAGCGACGAUCAUCGGCAGGCGAGCAAGCGCACCGACUCGGAGCAAAUCUCGGAGGACUCCGAGCAGGAACCGUUGCUCCGCAGGGACGAGCAUUUCAGCGUCCAGCGCACGGUUGGCGAAUCGUCCGUGGUAACGACAACGCAACAGGCGUUCACCACCGUCGAACAGCUGGAACGACACGAUGUGUCGCAUGCCGUCGAGGAGAAGAGGGAAAGUUUGCUGGAAGCUUUCGGCGCUACCGACGCCGGUCCGGCACAGUGGAAGGAGCCGGACUCAGAACCGUCAUCGCUUUCGGAGGCCACCGGCAGUAGCACCUCCAGGCGGGAGGAAAGCAUCUCCCAGCACUUCAAGUCGGAAACGGUCAGCAAGGUGGAGGAAACGGUCACCAAGAUGUCCACCACGGUGGAAACGAAAACGGUGGCCGGCCUGCCGGAAGGCCUUGACGCGUUCACCCUCGGCAAGGGCGAUGAGACGAUCGUGCGCGAAGAGUUUGUGGCGCGCAGUGCCGAGAGCAGCAGCAUCGUCGACCGCACGGUGGAGUCGGUGGUGCGCGAGGUGCGCGACCAGGAGCCAGCCGUCGAGAAGCGGGACAUGCACCGCGAGGUGAAGGAAACGGCCGACAAGAUGGCCGCCCUGAGCAGCGUAGAAACGGUACAGAUCGGCGAGGGGACCGCCCCGCAAGUGUCCACCGCCGCGGCGUACACCGUCGAGCGGUUCGAGGGGCUGCAGUCGGAGGUGGUCAGCCAGGAUGCGGCCGGUAUGGUGGCGGAGCGAACUGGUACGGCCGUGAGCAGCGUCGAAACCGGCGUUAGCCAGGGCGAGGACACGGUCAGCGAGAAGAUUGUCGAGCGGGAGGAAGAGGUGCGCCGCCGGGUCGAGGAGAACGUGUCGAUCGACAAGCCGGUGGUGCAGGAGACGGUGGCGCGCACGGUUACGCAGGAAGUUACCUCCAAAAUUCCGGUGCCGUCGAAGAAAAGCUCACCGGAAGCAAAGGACCAACCGCCCAUGCCGGCCGCCCAGCCAACGGACGGUGAACCGUCGGCGGUCGAUCGGAUGGAAGCCGCAGACCAACCGAAACAGACAAUCGAGCAGCAACAGGCAGAGCUGUCGUCCCGGGCGGAGGAGAUGAUCGAGACAGUGGUGGAGCAUGCCGAGUCGGUCGCUUCCAGGAUUCCACGCUUCGGCACGACCAAGCCGGCCGCCCCGCAGCCGGAAGCAGUGGUGGCGGCAAAGUCGCCCGGACCGGACACCUCCAGCCUGUCGAAGAUUCCGGUCCUGAAGGAUCGCAAGGUGUCGGAGCAGUUUUCGAGCGAUUCGUGCGAAACCGUCAUCGUGCAGCGGUCGGUCGAGGAGCUGCAGCCGCACGCGGAACAGGUGACGGCCAGCGAGACGGUGCCGGACCGGGAGUACGAUGAGGAGAUCAUGUCUGCCACCGCGUACGGCAGCGAGCGCACCGUGACGGAAAUCAUUACCGAGGACCAUCGCGCUGUCACGCCGGACGAUUUCAUCGACGAGAUCAUCGACGAGGCGCAGGACAAGGUGCAGCGGCAGCUGCAGUCGGCCGAGGUUACCGUCGGCACGCUCGACCUAAGCCACUCGGAAGAAGAAUCGUUCGACAAAUCCGCCUACCCGAUGCAGGAGUACAUCUCGAGGCCGGGAGGCGGCAGCGGUUUCGAUGCUAAUGCUACCAUCGAAGACGACGACGAAGACGAGGAGGCGGAGCGGGAGCGGGAGAAAUGGAAAGAUACGUACACCGAACACGACGAUGCAUUACCGACGUCGACCAGAAGCGAAGGCGAGGAUGAUGGGUAUCUAGUGCUGGUACGGUCGGAGGCAGGCCGGCUGGUCGACGACGUGCUGGAGCAGAGCGUAUCGAUCGUCAGCAGCUCGCAGGGCCCGGGCCCGAUGACGAUCGAUCGAGAUCUGCAGCAACCGUCCGAAAGCGAACAGUACGCGAUCCGUAGCGACAUCCUGUCGUCUACCGAUGGCGAUCUGGUCGUCAAGUCGCCCACCAUCGAGUCCAUGUCCGGCAAAUCGUUCGAUGACAAUAUGAGCAAUCCCGAGUACGAUGCGCUGUUGCUCGGUACCGCCGGCGGGCAGCCGAUGAGCCGGGCACUCGGUGCGGACGAUAACGCCGCCGAGGAUGAGGGCAGCGAUGCAAAGCUGACUGCCGAUGGCACUGGUGCGCUCGCCACUGCCACGAAAGACCAGGCGGCCGAGUCCGCCCGGCGGGCGAAGAAAAUCGACCGCAAGUAUGCCCGCCUGUCGGCCGAUCUCGGACCGGAGGCGCUGCUCGAUAAGAACCAAGAGUACGACGAGGCGAUCUCGCAGAUCAAAGACGAAGUGUCGAUGCUGCAGAGCGAAUACUCCAAAAUGAGCUGGGACGAGAGCGUAUCCAUGACCACGGGCGAUUUCGGGUCCAGCACGCCCGACAACGAUCUGCAAGAAACAGAUUUGCAACUACAAACAGAAAAUAACAUACCCCAGACAACAACACCCCGCCUUGUGUCCCAAACAUUAGAGGCUGCUGCCCCGCCCGCUAGCGCUGUCUCUGACGCUUUUGUUAGCGGGCAGUGUGUUGCGAUUGCUGCAACAAGUGCUAGCAUCGUCACCACCACUGCUGCUAAUCUGCUAACCGACGCUAACGAUGUUGCCACCGCUGACCAAUGCUUCGCUGCUUCCGCUACCAGUGUCGAAAGGACGGAGCAAAGCGUCCUCUCCACCACGACUAGCACGAUCGGUUCCAUCAGCAACGCGGAACAGUCCUUCUCGAUCGCGUCCACCGAGCCGGACAGGCCGAGCGAAUCUUCCAGCAGCGGCGGCGGCGGCGGCUUCGACGGCCAGCCCGUACCGAAGCCCCGCACCAGCAUAUCCUCCCGCACGGAUACGGCCACCCGGUCCAGCCUGCUGGAGUCGUUCGAGCAUCAGGAUUCGAUCGAGCAGUAUCCCGAACCGGCCCCGGUCCAGUCGGCCGAGCAAGACCUCCGUCUCCGGCAAGGAUCGAUCACGUCCGACGAGCUGUCGAACGUGGCCCAGAAGGACUCGAGCGAGCUGGUCACCAGCGAGGAGGACAUUUCGAGCGGUGCCAAGUUCUUCAUCGGCGAGUGUAGCAGCGAUAUCAUCACCCGGUCCAGCACCGAGAAGCGGUCGGACUUUGCGUUCGACAACGAGGGCUACACGUUCUCGCAGGAGUCGCAGGGUACGGACGAUCAGGAGUCGCGGCGCGACGCGAUGGAAGCGUACCAGCAGCAGAUCAAGCUGGAGGAUGGCUUUACACUGGAUUCGCUCAAGGAGCUCGAUAUUGCUGGGUUGCAAUCGUCCGGCAAGCCGCCGGUGGUACAUUCGCCGGUAACAGCACCGGCAACUGUUCAGCCGUUUGCGGAGACCCAGUCCGUGAAGUCCCAGGUGCAUGUGGGCGAAGCGACCAUUCUCGAAUCGACCACCACCGAACAGCAGGAGCAGCAGCAGCAGCAGUACGCGCACAUGACGAUCGACGAGCUGACCAUUGCUAAAACGCUCGAAGAGGUGAAGGAAUCGCUGGACGCCGUGCAGGAAGAGCUAAUCGAGGCGGUCACGGACGGGACGCCGAUCAAGCAGUCGCCGUCGGAGUUUGAGUUCAAGAUUCUGCCCUCCACGCGCUACGUGCAGGAUCCGAUCUACGAAACCAACCAGGAGGAAGCGGUCGCCGUGUCGACGGCAACGGGCGCCGCCAUUACCACCACCACCAUCGUGAGCGAGAGCGGACUGUCCGAUUCGGAGACGCGUUCGGUGGCUGCUGCUGCUACAGCGCCUCCGAUCAAGAUCGACGAAGCGCCAACGGCCGCCGGUUCGUCCGACAGCUCGCAGCUGGAAGCGUCGCCCCGUUUGCGGCACGGUCCGGCUGCCGCCAAGGGUAACCGUUGGUCGGCAACGGAUGUGGACAGCUCGGGCGAAAGCCACUACCAAAGCUUCGAGCAUACGGACAGCAGCAGGCCGCUGUCGUCGGACCUGGAGCAGGUGCUGCCGUACGCUUCGUCCGAGUACGAAACGGCACUGGAUCACUCGAUGGUGCCGACCUCGCUCGGCACGGAGUAUCACAGUGCGGUCAGCACGCUGCACUCCUACGCGGUCAGCUCGCACGACAGCAUGAAGAGCUUCGACUCGGAAAGCUCGGGCAAUCUGGCCAGCAUCGAAUCGGAGGCGACGGAAACGCUCGUACCAUCCACGAUGGACGUCGACUUUGACUCGUCCGAUGCGGCCCUCAUUCACGACGAUUCCGAGGACGAUCUGCGCGACAAGCUGCUGCUGCUGGACGACAAGGAGGAGCCGUCGUCCGCCGCGUCCAGCAGCGUGCCGAUAGCGAUGAAGCGCUCGCACGAGAUGGACUUUGCCGAGCUGAAGGGUGAGACCGUGGCCGACGAGAGUCUGCUCCAGUUUGGCGAGCAGCGCAGCCACGGCGUGGAGUCGGUGUCGUCCUCGUUCCAGGAGGAGAAGCUGCUCAGCUCGAGCAUCGGCACGGCACGGGAUUUGGUGGAGGCGAUGCAGGCGACUAGCCUGGAGGACGUGAAGACGGAACCGGCGGACGAUGGCAAGCUGGGCACGAGCCUGGAAGACGGUAGCAUACUGUCGAUCAGCCUGUCCAGUGCGUCCAAUCUGGAAACCAUCAUGGAAAACCUGUCGGACAAGACAACGUCCAUCGGGCCGGUUCCGACGCACGUGGAGAUUGGGCUGGACGCGGUGACGCCUACGACCGCCGGUACGACUGCCGGCUACAUCGGCGACAUUACACUCACCUCGACCACGCUCAAGGAGGGAGACGUUAACUUCCUCAACACACAGGCGACCACCGAGAUGAUUGAGGUUAGCGAGUCGGCCGAGCUGAUCGCCGGCCGGGAGGACAGCGAAGAGACGGUGCGCAAGCGGGGCCACAAGCGCACCGAAAGUACCGCCAUCAUUUCCGGCAAGUUUAUGGCGGAAAUGGGCGAGAACCGCGACUCGAUCGAGUCGCAGGACGAGUCGCUGUCGCAGGACGCCCCCAAACCACCGGCCACCAGCUCGGAGCGGGACGAAACGCGGGACGAAUCGUCCGACUCCGACUACGACCGGUACGAGAGCGAGUACGCCCGUUCGUUCCGGGCGCCGGUAGCGCAGCCGAAGAAGAAGGACAAAAAGGCGGGCGACGUGUUCGAGAAGGACUUUGAGCUGGAUCGGCGCAACUCGUUCUCGCCGUCCCAGUCGGUGAUCGAAACGAUCGUCGAGGAUGUGCACGCCGAGAUCGAGCAGGGUGACGAGGCGCAGCAGAUCAUGGUGAGCAAGAGCCAGCGGCUGCAGGAGUACCGCGAGUCGUCCACGCACAACAUACCGGACAUUCACGUGACGGAAGACUUUGCCGAGCAGCAGCAGCAGCAGUCAUCGGAUGGCGAGGAAGAAGCGAAACGAGAAGCGACAGUCUUCUCCGAGACGGUAAGCGUGGUGGAGACUGUGACCAAGACGCAAGCCGACGCAACGGUGUCGUCCUCAGCGACCACCGUAAGGAAAGUUGCGACCGAGACUGCGUCCACGUCCGCCGGCAUGACGAUGGCAAAGCAGACGGGCAUCCAGUACGCCAAGCAGGAGGAAUUUCAGCUCACCGAAGAACAGUACCAGGAGCUGAUCGAGCAGAAGUACAAGGCAAAGCUGGCCGACUCGACCACCAAGUACGCGUUCGAUGCGGACGAUAAGGACGAUUCGGCCGGCUCGGACUCGUUCGAGAUGCUGGAGCAGCCGGACAUUUCGGACGAGUUCGUGAUCGUGGAGGAGGUCGCCCGGGAGGCGCACGAGUUCGACGCGGAGGGUAAAAGUGUCGCCAUCAAGCCCACCAAGAUCGAGAAAAAGCACGACGAAGACGUGGAGAAGAUACUGGUCAAGUCGGCACCGGCCCACACGAACGCCGGCUCACUGUACGCGGCGAACAUGCGCGACGACAUGAUGUACGAGUUCGAGGAAAGCCCACCGACCGGUGGUGCCGAGGGCGUCGACGGAGGUGCCGGCGUCACGAUGGACCUGCUCAACAACGGGUACCCGCUGGAGGAGAGCAAGCGGUGGGUGGAGAUGCAGCUGGCAGAAACGCAAAACUUCCGCUACCCGUACGAGGACCGGCUGGAGGACAUCAAGGAGGAGGACACCGACUUCGAGGUGGGCAGCAGCCGCAUCGGCUCGAUCAAGGACUCGUUCUCCAGCACGCCCGACUACGAUCUGCUGGCGAAGCGGAUGGCGUCCCGCGAGCACGAUGACAUUUCCAUGAGCAGCCUGCAGGAGUUUGAGAAUCUCGAGCACGUGAUCUCGCUGGAAAACCGCAAGAUGCAGCAGGGCUCGCAGGACUCGCUCAGCAACGGUAGCUUCACGCGCCGGUUCAUGCAGCGCGGCAUGCACGGGGACGACAUCAGUCUGUCCAGUCUGAAGGAGUUCGAGGGGCUGGAGAACGCCUGUCUGGAGGCGCAUCUGAUCGAGAUAAAGGCAAAGGAGGAGGCCGCCCUGCUGCUGUCGCGCUCGGACGAAUCGAACAAGUCGAACGGGUCGAACGGUGCCAAACGAAGUCCACCGUCGAACGGGGCCGCUGCGGUCGGUUCGCGCCAGCAGUCUACAGAGGGUGCGGCAGCGACCAAAAUCAUCAGCAGCAGCACUUCCAUCACCACUACGGUAGUUGGUGGAGCCGUCGGGUCGAGUGUACCCAGUGGGGAAAUGACGAAGGUGGAAAGGAAGAUCACGACGUCAAGCGGCAGUAGUCGCGAAGGGUCUUCAACGACGACUGUCACGACGAUUACGCACGUGGAGGGUCAGACGCGGCAGGGCUUGGACGAGGAGGACUCCACCUCGCACCACAUUCUGACCGUGUCCAGCGACAGUCUGGACGGUACGCGUGUGAAGCAACCGCUGGCCAGUGGUAGGGAUGCACUGCCGUCGGCACACUCGAGCAGCGACAGCCUGGACAUGCACAGCAAGAACAAUGUGGACCCGAUGACGAGCAGCAUCGAUUCGAUCGAGUUCUCCAAGACGGGCAUUGCGACGACGCGCUCCUCGCAGUCCGAUUCGAUCGAGCAGAUGGCACAGCAGCAGCAGCAGCCCAACCGCAGCGACAGUACCGACUCGAUCGAGGCCCAGCAGCAGCUCCAACAGCAGCAGAAGCUCCAGCACCAUCAGACGUACCAUCAGACCACCACGCAGCAGACGCUGAGCGACACGAAGCGAGACUCGCUGGAAUCACUGGCCGCCAGCAGCAGCGACAAUCAGAGCGGAUUCAGCAGUCCCACCAAGUCUGCCCACGGCUCUCGACCACUGUCGGACAGUGGAGUUGGAGCAAGCGGUACAACCGCUCAUCAGCAGCAGCAGCAGUUCCACCACCAAACAACGACGAUGUCCACGCACACGGUCAGCACCGGUGGGCGCACGAUGCAGAAGGACAUAUCGGCCGACUCACUGACCGGACCGGACGCAGCAUUCCUCACCAGCACCGAAAGCCUCGAAACGAGCUCAACGGCCACGAACGCCACCUACCAGAACGAGACGGACUCGCAGAUGUCGUCCAGCGUGACGAGCUGCGACUCCAUCACGAUGGUCGACACGGUAGGGCCUUCGCAAUCGCUCGAACACUGGGACAGCUCGUUUACGGCCGGCGUUCAUGGUGGUGGGUUCGGUGCCAGCUCCCUCAUGACCAGCUCCUCGAUGAGUGCCUACUCCUCCGGUGUAGUUGGCAGCAGCGGUGGCACCACAAUCCAGCAACAGCAGCAGCAGCAGCAACACGCAUUCCGUACUUCGCAUGCGGAAGCAUCAUCCUCCAUCCGCAUGUCGUCGUCGUCGACGUCGUCAUCGUCCACGGUGACGAUGGUGGCGAGUUCGGCGUCGUCAACCAGUGUUCGCACGGCGCAACAGCAGCUGAUGGGGGAAAGUGAACUAUUAAGUAGAGAACUGUUUCCAGGAGAAAUAGCUUUCGACGAUGUAAAGGAAACCAGCAAGGAACGGAUGCAAAGUAAAUCAACCGAAAAGGAGGAGUAAAUGUUGACGCCAACAAAAAAAAAACAUGUGCUGAACAUCGUUGGAGCAUAAACGGUCGACAAGCGAGUUGAUGGUGGCACGCAGCAAGACAGAGCCGCAUAGUGGGUUGUGCCGCAAGCAGUGUGGAUUUCCCGCCAUUUUACCACAUUCUUCUCUACUCUACUUCUCUACGUACAGCCAAACCUUUUCAAACCCUUUAAACUUACAAACGCGCGUUAAAUCUUAAACACAACCAGGGACACGGGGGAAUGGAGAAUGGGAAGAAAGUUCCCUUCCAGGUCGAUUGCUAUAGCUAUUGGUAGCCUUUUAACACAUGACGAUGAUCAACACACAGAAAAGGAAGGAUCGCAGACGAAACGGAGGUGUUUUUUUUUAAAGGAAGAAUUACGUAGCAAAAAGGGGGGGGGGAAACAACCAAAGAAGCGUAGCUCAGUUCGAAACAUAUUCAGUUCCGCAUUCAAUGAACUAAACUCUAAGCAAGUAAGUUCUCUCUUUCACGCACUAUAUUCUAAACAAUUGCAUUCCAAGAAAAUGCUUUACACAAAACGAUGAUGACCAUUGACCGCUAAUGAGAAUAAACGCGAUGUAGGGUAAAUAUGAUGCAAAUCUGAGCGAUGGCCGAGUGAUGGUCACGCGCGGCAAUGUGUAUAGUGUGUAAUGUGAGCUUUAUUGUAGCAUUGUUAGCUUCCUACUUUUGCGUCGACGCAGGCUCCGCUUAUUUAUUAUCGUGCAUUGAUAUCGCAAAUUCCAAAAACAAACCCUAAGUCGCCUAAUCCUCGUCGACGGUGUGACUUUAAUGCUAAGCUUCAAGCGUCUUUUAAGCCGACUACUUGUGUGAGCAGCUUCUCCUUUGUGUGCAGCUUCUAUUUCAAGGCGAAUCUGUAUGUGUGUGGGAGUUUGUGGAGUGCGAGGUGUGUUCAUGCUUACGUUUGCUUUCGUACUACCGCUUAGGACUGACCAGUAAGGAGGAUUACACAAGUUGAUAAAAUGAAUAAAAACACACACACACACACAGGAGAACAAGAUUCAAAGACCCAUUAGAGAUGACUCGUGCAGCCGGAUAGGUUUUAGUGCUGGGCAAUAGUGUAGCAACAGGGGUCCCAGACAGUCAGCGAUAGAGGCGUUAGAGACGGUGGAAACGAUCGAAAAAAAAAAAACUACGAAAGGAGGAAGUAUAUUUGAGAAUCUUUUUUUAAACAAACAAACCAAACGAUAUUGCUAAAGAACAGAAGAAAAAAAAACAGAACACUGUUGCAAGUAAUAGCAUGUUAUAGCUAAAAUAUACAUUUACUGAUCAAAUCAAACGUAUAAAAACAAAACAACCUUAUAUAUACACUACAGAGCGGGCUUGCUGCGAAAUAAGAGAGAAAAUGAAAAAAAGAAAACUCCCUUUCCGAAAGACUAGAAAGAAAAAUCACCAAAACCGAUGGAAAAAAGCUGCAUUGAAUCGACGAAAGCACGACGAAGCGAAGUGAUUAGUACAGCAGCAGAACAAAAAAAGGAUAUUUUACCAAACGGGCAAACCCACUUGCAUAAUAAUACAAUUUGAAGAUAAGAACAGAAUAGAGUUAAAAGAAAAAUGAGAAAACAAAACAAAAAAACAGCAGCAAAAAAGAGGAGGCACAUAAAACGAACAAAAUGAUAAAAUUCGUAGAAAAGGGCGGGAGAAAACGGUAAAGAAGAUAUCGGAAAGGGGGAGAAAAACUCACAUAAAUCGCUACCACGUGCUACCAAAACUAAUUAAACAAACAAAACAUAUUAUUAAUACAAAAACCAAAAACAAAACCCAAACACAGCAUACUUACAUGGAUGUACUAUUUGCAAACAACAACCAAAAAAAAAACUAUGAAGAAUAAAAGUGCUUAUGACAAACAUA
Messenger RNA from Anopheles arabiensis, 16308 nucleotides. RefSeq names its product ankyrin-3. The record is from RefSeq and is a predicted model, not a curated record. Gene Ontology annotation, biological process: signal transduction. Bases 585 to 14432 code for a protein of 4615 amino acids. The transcript is spliced from 23 exons. Gene Ontology annotation, molecular function: protein binding. NCBI's taxonomy places the organism in Eukaryota, Metazoa, Arthropoda, Insecta, Diptera, Culicidae.